Galdieria sulphuraria is the source of this 1366-nucleotide messenger RNA. RefSeq names its product ribonuclease Z. Gene Ontology annotation, molecular function: 3'-tRNA processing endoribonuclease activity. Lineage: Eukaryota; Rhodophyta; Bangiophyceae; Galdieriales; Galdieriaceae. Gene Ontology annotation, cellular component: nucleus. The transcript has 2 exons. The coding region runs from base 36 to 1325 and encodes 429 amino acids. The record is from RefSeq and is a predicted model, not a curated record.
ACUUGCAUGUCGUUGGUUGGGAAGAGGAGGAGGAUAUGUGGAGAAGCACUAGUAGUUGGAUAGUUGGGCAAGUUGUAGCUAGACUCAACUAUUCCACUGGAGUUGUACCCAAAACCAACCCACUCAAGCCAACUCACAGUUCUCCUGGAAGAACACACAGAAGCAAAGUAUUUUCUGUGGACCCCAACUGGAAGGGCAAAGUCAUAGCAGGAGGAGCUCGAUCAGCCGACGGAGUUCCCACAGAAACUUUGAGUGUUCACUUUUAUGGAACUUCAUCUUCCGGUUAUGCCUUUCAUCGAUGGUUCACUUCGAUAGGUUUGAAAUUAUGUUUUCAUAAUACACCGGCGUAUUUGUUAUUGUUCGAUGCCGGUGAAGGUACUUGUCGCCGACUGUUUGAAUGUGGUACGGCACCUUGUAAUCUCGAUUAUAUUUUCAUAACUCAUUUGCAUGCCGACCACAUUCUGGGUCUUCCUUCGCUAGUUAUAAGUGCAGCAGAUAGAAGUAAACCUCUGCAUAUUUAUGGACCAGAAGGUAUCCGCUACUUUUUAAGAAGUGCUUUGUUAUCUACUAGAGUUCGAGUUCCAGUUCCUAUCCAUACUCAUGAGCUUAUUUUACCUGAACAAACCAAAAGAAAUCAACCUUUUAGACAGCCUUUGCCACCGUAUAGAACGGAAGUAGAAGAUACGGAUAUUUACCCCGAUGACAAAGGUAUUUAUAGAGUAGUGAAUACAAAAGGGUUUACUCUGACGGCCAGUCGUUUGGUUCAUCCCGUUCCUUGCUUCGGUUAUGUGUUUGAAGAGUCUUCCAAAAUACAUUUUAGUGAAGAAAAGUUUCAAGAACUUGGAGUACCACGUGGCUCUGUUCGCAGAAGGUUAACACAAGGUCAGACAGUAACUCUUUCUGGUGGUCGUGUAGUGAAACCGAAUCAAGUGAUAAGUGGAGUACGUCCUGGAAGGAAGGUGACUAUUUCAGUGGAUACUAGUGAUUCCAGUUCAUUGGCAUCUUUAGCCGAACAGUCUUCUCUAUUGAUACAUGAUGCAACCAAUUUAGAAGAUUGUUUAGAAGAAUCUAUUCAAAGUGGUCAUUCCACAGCAAAGAUGGCUGGUGUAUUUGCGAGACAAGUGAAUGCGGAGUUUUUAGCACUUACACAUAUUAGUCCUCGAAUUUGGUCUUCAGAUACCGAACAACAAAUGAUAAGAGAAGCAAUGGCUGGUUUUGCAAAGCGAGGAAGAUGUAUCAUUGCGGAGGAUAUGUGUAGAAUAGACUUGGAAGAACGUGAAAUGAUGGAGAAUGUUGCACAAAGUGCCGAGUCCUUCCAUUCUUAGGUAAACAUUUUGAUGAUUUGCACACAAAUAAUUUGUUUUAC